Molecule: messenger RNA, 5942 nt
Organism: Callorhinus ursinus (northern fur seal)
Lineage: Eukaryota; Metazoa; Chordata; Mammalia; Carnivora; Otariidae
Source: RefSeq, a predicted model, not a curated record
CCUUAAAUAAAAUCUUAAAGAAUUCCCACAUAGAGAGAUGUGUCUUAACCAAGGAGUAAUAGCUGAACCCCCUCCUUGGGCUGGAGGGUGAGGGGUCCACACCAGACUUCAGACAGCCAGGCUGAGGGUCCACCUACCCUGUCCCUCUGCAAUGCAGAGCCCAUGUUGGGGGUAGAGUCAGUGGGAUAUGUGAUGUCGACUGCCUCCCUUGCUGUCCACCAAAACCUUCGUUAAAGACUAGAGUUCUCAUGAAUGGUAUAGAACGUAACCUUCCCCAAGGCAAGUGCCCUGUACCAGUGAUAACCUCCCAGUGUAAAACUCCCCUAUGUCUUUGAUAGCCCUAGUGGAUUGCAUCAUGGAUUACUUCCGUGAACAAUUCCCAACCGUUCACUAUUAAGUACACGUUUAGGGGCACCUGGCUCGCUCAGAAGAGCAUGCAACGCUUGAUCUCCGGGUCGUGAGUUUAAGCCCCACAUCGGGCGUAGAGAUUACUAAAAGAAUAAACCUUACAUGUUUACUGUUCUCCGUGGAGUCCAGGUCUUCAAGCAGUCCUCAAGCUUCAAAGUGUAAAUAAAUCUGAGGAUCUUGUUAAUAGUGCAGACCUGAUCCCAAAGGUCUAGGGCGGCCUGGGGUUCUGCACGUUGAGCCAAGUUCCACGUAAAGCCCAUGCUGGUGCUUUGCAGACCACCUUUGAGUAGCAAGGUUUUAAACUAUCUCCAGAAGUACCUGGUUGUAUUAAGUGAUAAUUCGCACCUGUAUUUGUUUUUACCAACUACCCACCGCGGUGUUCAGGGCUUCUGAUGGGCAUGAAUUGUGGCCGUGUUGCCACUCCUGAGAUCACAGGGCCUCCCGGACUGCCUACCUGCCAGUUUUAACUCUUAAGUGCUGUCUGAUUCCUUUCAGGAUUGUGAAAUACUAAAUGUCUCAAGGAUGCCCAUUUCCACUUAGUAGCUUCCUUGGUGGCUGGGUCCCCAGCUCAGUCCCCACUGCAUUACCCAGCACAACCAGGUGAUCUGGACGGGCCCUAAGUCGCUUUGACCCUAAUACUCUGGAACCAGAGUCUUCUCGGAUAGACCAAGUUUGACAUCUCGGAGGGGAAAUCUUGCACGGCCCUUCUCUUGAGUGGCCACAUAAGGUGGCACAGGGCCUUGCCUGUCCUCAGGAAAUGUGUUUUGUGGUAAACUGCACAUAACAGAAUUUACCAUUUAAACCACUUUUAAGGGUGCAGUUCAGUGGCCGUUAAGUACCUUCACAUUGCUGCACAACCAUCACCAUCCAUCUCUAGAACUUUCUCAUCUUUCCAAACUGAAACUCUGUACCCAUUAAACACUGUUCGUUUCUCCCCACCUUCAGUCCCUGGUAACCACAAUUCUACUUCCUGUCUCUGGACUUGUCCACUCCAGGCCCCUCAGCCCUGCAGCCAUACAGCAUUUGUCCUCUUGUGUCUGGUCAGGGGAUACAUUUUUAAUCUUCAUCAGCAGGAGGGUUAGCCUAAACAGUUACUACUGUUGCUCUUUAACCCAUUCUGAUGGAGUCCUCUAUUCAGCUGUGAGACUGUCCAUUGAUGAUGUGUCUGCUGAUGGUUAUUUAUGAACAAUUGAGGGCAGUUUAAGAAAAGCAUCAAAAGACUGUGCCCUCAGCUGACCCAGACGAAAUUCCUUAUGAGGAUUCGGGAGAAACAGGUAAAACGAAGUUAGAUAUAUAGCACGACCCUCACUCUUGUCAGGGAACAAAGUCUAGAGACGCCAUUAGGUGCUACAACAGAUCUUAUUUUCUUUCCAAUGCAGCCCCAGUCCACUACCAGCCCAACUAUGUGGGCAGACAUAGGAAGCAGUCUUCUCCUAGUAACUGCCUCAAUUUCUCUUCUGCAUCUUGUACAUAUCUAUAGAAGGAAAAAACUUGACAAUUCAGCUACUUUAUGUUUGCUUUUUAAAAUGUCUGUCCAUCCUCCACAUUCCACCCAUUACCCUCAUGCAGGAAGAUAAUCCCCUGACGCUUCAUGUCACGCAGCUGUUUAUGUGACCUUGAGGAGGUCCAUAUGUCACAAUGCACGGUUACCAACACUAAGCAUUGCCAGAUACCAGGCUAGCCCAGGGGGUACCAGAUGAAUGAGGCCCAGCCCCGCUCCCAGACACACAGGUUCAUGAACAAGAUGGCCACAUAAUUACAACGCAAGUGGUAAGUGCUGUGACCGACCCACUCCUAGGGCAUAAUGAGAGAAGAGAAAAGGGAAAAUUCAGCCAGCUUGGGCGUGGCUAGGAGAGGAGGGGUGAAGUGGGCGGUGGAGAGAGACAGGAGAGACUGGCGCUGAGAGAUGAGGUGGUAGCUGGGUUUGUGUCUACAAAUCAGAGCUGGGAAACUGACCUCCUUCCAUCAGGUCACAGGAAGCUGGACCCAGCUGGUCAUGACUGAGCCUCACCAGUCCCCCUCUUCCCUUGGGGCCUUCACUUAGCAGCCUUGCCCUCUUCCUGGGUUUCUGUGCCUUCCUUCCCCACCAUGUUCCCACCGACUCCUAGCCCUGACUUGGCUCUACUCUCACUACACCUGUCCCCACAUCCAGCCCUGAGAGUGCAUGGCCUCAGUAGAGAGGACAGUCUGAAAGGAGGAGAUCAAAAAAUGGUAGAGAGCUUCCUCUCCCGGUUUCCAGAACCAGCAUAUACAGACAAGCUGUUUCCCUUGGGCCCAAACUGGGUGGAAAUAAAUGAACUCCUCAAACUGGCUUCCAUCCAAAGCUGCCAGGUGUUACCUCCUGCCCCUGCCCAAGCAGGCCUGUCAGUCCAGCCAAUUACUGAGCAAGUAUCAUUCCCUGGGGUCUGUCCUCAGAGCUCAGAGGACAGUCAGCAUCGGUCGAUGGCAAUUCCUUUGGGUGGAAUUGCAGUGUUCCAAUCCAUCUCACCACUGCCUACCCCAGCUGCUACCCACCUAGGUAGGGUCUUGUCUUUCUUCUUCUGUUCCAUACAUACUACCUUACAUUUCAGGUGCUAGGAGCACCCAUAAGCACACCGUGGUGGUGUGGAUGGCAGAUGAAGCUAAGGCUGGUCACCAAGCCAGUGCUUCCAGACUGGCCUAGGAUCCUGCUCAACAUUAGCCAGUUCCCUGGAGAAGAGGUGGGAAAGUAAGCCCCACUGCGGCUGCGCAGCUUGUCCUUGGUAUCAAAAGAAGUGGAGUAUAAAUGGUUGUAGGUGUGGAGAUGGUUGGGCACGGUUGGCAUUGACCACAGGAAACCCCAAGGACAUCUGUUCCUCUUCUAGGUUGGUGAGUGGAACAGUGCCCCUCCUCUGGUUUCUGUUUUUGGGAGUCUGGCUCCUUCCUUUUGGGAUUCUAUCCUAUAGGUCACAUGCUGCUGCCUCCACCAAGCAAACCAGAAUCAAGCAGAAAUCUUCCCUGGAGCCUACACCAGCUGCUCCAGCUCCAAGUGUUCAUGGAGCCCUUGCUAUCAUCAUGCCUCGUGUUGUGGAGGACACAAAGAUGUCCCCCCGCCCGGAGAUGACCCUGCAGGAAGAGGGGUUGGUCGUAGGAGGAGGAAGAGCAUAGUAGUAGCAGGUGGUGGUGGUGGCGGCCGUGAUUAAGCUGCUAGCACUUGGCGAACAAGUCCUGGGAGCGAGGCCGCCUUGCAGGCACUCUGCAGGAGUCAGCACACUGAAUCCUCAAGCAGCUUCGGGGAGUGGACACCAUACUUACCAGGCCCAUUUUACAUAUGUGUAUCCUGAAUACUGAGCUCAAGGCUAGCAAGAAAGACCUUGAUUCUCUUCUCCACUGUGCUCAGCUGGGGAAGUUACCAGUCUGGACGCAGUAGUACCCAGGAAGAUAUUUUCCCUCAUACACUCCCUUAUCUCCAACAGAGGAUUCACUGGAAUAAAUUAAACCAAGAAUGUGAAGUAUUGUGAGGAAUUAGAGAAUAAAAUCCCCUCAUAAUGUUUCUCAGUAGUGACACCAAUCCAGAUGAAGACAGGGCGGUGGCAGAGUCUCUCGGAUGUUCGCUGCCAGAAUUGUAUGCUUUUGUUGAGGAUUUUAAUAAGGACAGCAAGAAAUCAAAUCUCCUAAAAACUCACAGUAUUUCACCUGGUGAAGCUCAGAAAAUGCUUAGUCAAAACCUGCAUGCCAUGUCAUUCACCAGUGGAACUGAUGAUAUGAGGGGAGAACACCUCCAGCCUGUUUUCGUGUGCAAGGUGGUGAGAAAAGAAGAAGAGAAACCAGACUCUAUGACCGAACUGCUGUACCGAAGCUUGUUGACCAGCUCACUCUCUCCGGUGGAGAGACUCACCAGAUCCCAGCAGAGGCUCUUUCAAUGUGGGAUUCCUCCUCCUGCACACACUUUUCCCUAUGAGAUUCUCAUCGAUCACUCCAAAUCUUUGUCACCCGUCCCUGUCCCCAUAGACGAGAAGACUCAGAGUGCCAACAUAUUACACAUGCUCGGCAUUUCCAGGAUCAGGCCAGAAAAUUUUAUCUUUGAAGACAAAAUUGCUAAGUACUUCUUAGUUGAUCCAGAAAAACAAUUCAUGGAUCUAAGGGAUCUGGAAUGGAGAUACUACAAGGGGCUUGUGUCGUGGAAGCACAGUACUUUAGAUUCAUUCAUAGACAUAAAUUACGACAGUGAGAAGAGAUUUGUGGCGAACCAGCCGAUGCCUGGUGUCAUUUACACCCCCGCAGUUCGUAGGUCUUUAGUCAUUUGCCCUUAAAUUGAUUAUCCAAAAAAAAAAAAUGCAGCUUCUUCUUAAAUAAAAUAUGUAGUUUACUAAACUAUUUUGGAUAUGGAUUUUGUUUUUGAGAACAUUGAACUUAUAUGUGCAAAGUAAAUAAGCAGAUGGAACAUAGGAACAGAGUCUAUACGAUAUUCAUGUAAAGUCCAAAAUUAAACCAUUAAUAUAGAGAACAAGAUUCAGAUUGAUCUGCUUAUAUAAGACCAGGUUUGGACCAGUGAAGCCCAUCUGGACCAGGGCUGAGGUAAAUCUAGAUCAUGUGAAAAGUAAGGGCACCUAUGAAGAACAACUACCAAGCAAGAAUAGCUCUUUAAAAUGUUCUACACACAUGAAGAAGUGUAUUAUCAUUUAAAAAAAGUUGGUAAAUUCAACAAAUCAAAGAAUUAAUCCCUGAGGAUUUAGAGAUCAAUCUGAGAACUUAAAAGUAAUACAUUAACUGCUUAAAGACAUGAGGAAGGAAGUAGCAUUUACAAAACAAGAACAGGAAGAUUUGGGAAAAAAACAAAUUGGAAAUCUUGAAAGUGAAACAUUUAAUUAUUGAAAGUAAAACAAUAAUCAUAAUAACCCUCAAUAAAUUAUCACAAUGGUAUACUGGAUGUAUCUUAAGAGAAAGGAUUAAUGACUUAAAAGAGCACUGAGAGAGAAGUUUCUAGAUCAUGGUGCAAUAAGACCAAAGGAGCAAAUUCUGAAAGAAGGAUCGUGGAGGGUAGAAUGAGAAGUUUAGAAGUCUAGCCAGUGGAAGAUGCAGAAGAAAAUAGGGUGAAUGGCGAUGUUGGAAAAUGAAAUGACUGAUAAUUUUCCGGAAAUGGUAUGAAUGAAAACUUGAAUGGAAAACCUCACUGAAUGAUUGGCAAGAAAAUAAAAAUAACUCUCUACCCAGAAACACCAUAGCAUAACUGCACCACAGUAAGCAAGAAGGGAAAAUACAGAGAAGAUGAUGCAUUGCACACGCACAAGUGACAGAUCAACAGCGGAGCUUCCGUUAACAACACACGUCAGACGGCAAUGGUGUCACAUACUCAGAAUGCUGAAGGGAAACACCUGGCAGCCUGAAAUUCACCAGCCAGCCAGAUGCUCUUCAAAGAGCAGGGUUAAAAUAAAUACAUUUUAGAAAAAUGUAAAAGCCGAAGCUCUUUACCACCCACAAUCUCUUACUGAAAAAACCACUAGCAAACUAUGUACUCUAGCAAGAACUGGGAGGAGUUCAAGAAAUAAUGGUGAACAAAUAAAUGAUCAAUAAUA